AUGGUGUCGAAAGACCUAUUGAAGCAAUACAUAAAGGGAGUUGAUGUGUAUGUCUCUUCUCAUUUUGAUGUUAUCAAACACAUGUUGUCUAAACCAAUUAUGCAUAGUCAGAUUGGUAAAUGGUCAUUGGCAUUAACAAAGUACUCUCUGACAUAUUUGCCUCUGAAAGCCAUGAAAGGACAGGUAGUGGCGGAUUUCCUUGUCGAACAUUCGAUGGUUGCGAUGCCUCAGAACUAUGUCGACUUAGUACCAUGGAAAUUAUACUUCGACGGCUUUAGCCAUAAAGAUGGUGCGGGCAUAGGGGGAAUCAUAAUUUCUCCAAAUGGAAUUCCAGUAGAGUUCAAGUAUACGAUCGACGGUACAUGCACUAAUAAUGAAGUAGAAUAUGAGUCUUUGAUAACCAGAGUUGAACUGCUGCUAGAAUUGGGGGCAAGGAAUGUCAAAAUUAUGGGAGAUUUCGAAUUGGUAAUCAAACAAGUCUCAAGGGAGUACAGAUGUGUUAAAGAGAAUUUAAUCAUGUACUUUGUGAUUGUUAAUAGGUUGCUUAAGCAAUUCGAAUUGACAAGCAUUCGACAUAUGCCUCGACGAGAGAACCAAGAGGCUAAUAACUUAGUACAAGAAGCCUCAAGGUACAAGAAGAAUGAAUAUGGAGAGAUUAUUCAGGUAAGAGAGAAGGUUCAAGCAAAUUUAUUGUCUCCUUCAGAUUUGUUGAUUAUAAAAUUAGGAGCAGUCGAUGCCGAAAAUUUUGAAAUUUUUACGAUUGACAACGGGCAAGACAACGACUGGCGUAAGCCGUUGGUCGAAUAUUUACAUAAUCCUACAGGUUCGACAGACAUUAAGAUCAAAUAUAGGGCCCUCAGUUUUGUUUUGAUUGAAAACGAAUUGUUUAAGAAAACUGCUGAAGGAAUUCUGCUCAAAUGCCUCAGAGAAAGUGAGGCUUAUAUAGUCGUGUCGAGUGUGCACAGUGGAGCAUGCGGUGCACACCAAGCUGAACACAAAAUGAAAUGGAUUUUGAUGCGUUCAAGUGUCUAUUGGCCCUCGAUACUGAAAGAUUGUAAUGAGUUCGCCAAAGACUGUCAAGAGUGCCAGAUGCAUGGGGGCAUCCAGCACAUCCCGGCAAGUGAACUGCAUGCCAUUGUAAAACCUUGGCCAUUCAUAGCAUGGGAUUUAGAUGUGAUUGGAGAAAUAAAAACAACUUUGUUAAAGCAGCAAAGAUACAUUUUAGUCGACAUUGAUUAUUUCACAAAGUGGAUUCCCGAAACAAUCACAACCGACCAAGGAACAAUGUUUACAGGGAGAAAAUGCAGGAGGAGGAAGCCUAAAAAUUGGCACCAGUCACUAGACCAAGCUCUAUGGGCAUACAUAACUUCUCCCAAAGAAGCAAUAGGGGCUAUGCCAUUUCGACUUGCAUAUGGACAUGACGCUGUGUUUCUAGUGGAGAUACACGUUCAGUCGGUAAGAAUACAAAGACAACAUGAAAUACUAUUCGAAGAUUAUUGGAAUAUGAUGGCAGACGAACUUGUCGACUUGGACGAAGAGAGAAUGUUGGCUCUUGAUUCACUAAGGGGACAGAAGGAUAGGGUGGCUAAGGCUUAUAAUAAGAAGGUAAAAGAUAAAGUGUUCACUGUCGAUGUUUUAGUCUGGAAUGUUGUCUUACCAAUAUACAAAAAUGAUAGGUUUCUAGGAAAAUGGUCCCCAAGUUAG
This is a messenger RNA of Vicia villosa (hairy vetch), 1704 nucleotides long. RefSeq lists its product as uncharacterized. Gene Ontology annotation, molecular function: nucleic acid binding; RNA-DNA hybrid ribonuclease activity. NCBI's taxonomy places the organism in Eukaryota, Viridiplantae, Streptophyta, Magnoliopsida, Fabales, Fabaceae. Bases 1 to 1704 code for a protein of 567 amino acids. The record is from RefSeq and is a predicted model, not a curated record. The transcript has 4 exons.